ACCCAAUACGACAGCCCGCGUUCGAGGCGUUGUUAAAUUCCACGGUAGAUACAUCGUUUGGACGCCAGCGCAUUCACCGAUAUGGUUGUGAGUUAGCAAUAUGGAGGAUGUCGAAACAAUUGUGCUGCACGGUUCGAGAGUACAGGAAGAGGAAACGGCAGUGUCCGGUGCAGAUGCCGAUAAAACAAAAGCGGAGUUUGUUUGGACCCUGCUGGCCACCUGGCACCUGGUCAACAUCCGACUAGAAAUGGACCAGGCUUUCGAGCAGCCCGUGUGCAAGAAGAAGAAACUGUGGGAGGCGGUGGCGGAGAAGGUGAACGCUCAGCUGAGGGAGAGGGACGGGGCGGACGUCUGGGUCAAGUCCUACGAGUGUGACCUCAAGUGGCGGAACAUGUUGACCACCUACAGGAAGAACGCCGCCAGGGCCAAGAGGCUGGGGGAGGCCAGCGUCCACUGGGAGUUCUUCAGGAGGAUGCACGAGGUCCUGGGCAAGAACCGGGAGGACAUGGACGCCCUGCGCCGGGCCAAACUGAGCGGGACCGAGGCGGGAAAGGCCGCGGCAAGCAAGAGGUUCACACCCAUUCUGCCUUCGCCUCCCGCCGCCUCGCCCUGCCAGCCGCCGCCACUGCCGCGGCCUCCGCAGGACGUCCUGCAGCUGUACAUGGAGCUGCAGGAGAGGAAGCUGAACAUGUGGGCCCAGCAGAAGGCCCUGGAGGAGAGGAAGAUCGAGGCCCUCAACAACUUGGCCCAGGCCAUCUCCAGCCUGGCUCAGAGAGACUCUCAGGUGGGCAAAGAUGGCCGCUAGUUCCACACCGAGACGCUGUCGGCGAUAAACGUCAACAAGCUUUUUGAAGGCAACGUGCUAGCUGAAAAGGAUGCUUUUCACAGCUUUCAUAAACAUUAUGGUCAAAGCUUUGUUCAGUCUGAAGAUGCUUUUGCGAUACUUGUUGCCAUCACUGCCAUCUAGUGGGUAAAAAGUGGAACUGCAACAUGUUGAAAUCUACAUUUGAAAGCAUUAAAAGUGACUUUUGUAUUA
Molecule: messenger RNA, 1036 nt
Organism: Entelurus aequoreus (snake pipefish)
Lineage: Eukaryota; Metazoa; Chordata; Actinopteri; Syngnathiformes; Syngnathidae
Exons: 2
Coding region: 101-805 (234 amino acids)
Source: RefSeq, a predicted model, not a curated record